Messenger RNA from Aspergillus candidus, 1281 nucleotides. RefSeq lists its product as uncharacterized. The transcript is spliced from 2 exons. The coding region runs from base 198 to 1268 and encodes 356 amino acids. NCBI's taxonomy places the organism in Eukaryota, Fungi, Ascomycota, Eurotiomycetes, Eurotiales, Aspergillaceae. The record is from RefSeq and is a predicted model, not a curated record.
CUCUUCCCACUCCUCGAGUUCCUCCCCUUCAUCUCCGCUUUCCAGCCGCCCUUGCUCCUCUCUGGUCUAUGACCAAGCUUCUUCUGGGCUGCAUUCUGCUUUUGACGUUUACCCACUGUUGUUUAUGAUCCUACCUGAUCCCCCCCGGACCACUUGGUGAUAGCCCUUCGGUUCCUGCUGUUCACUGACCUCCAGCGAUGGCUCUUCCUCAGCCACCCAACUCGGAGAAGACCAUUCGCAAAAUCGAUAUUGCUCAGGUAUCCCUCAGCCUCCAAGAUCGUCUCGGUCUCGCCAAAGUCAAGUACCAGAAUGGCCGUCUCCAGUCCCUCGAUCACUCCGGUGGUCGUUCCCUCCUCGUAGGGAGCGACAAACCGUCGGAUUCCUCGUCCGAAAUAUCCCAUAGCCGUUGCGAGACUCCUCUGACGUCCCCUCCCUUGCGAACUGCGACCUACUCGAAGGAAUUGCCCCGAUCAUCACGGAAUAGACAUGCAGCCACGUUCGAUUCCAAGGUGAUGCAGCCAAUGCUGUCGGCCGGCCGAAAACGUCUCCGGUCGGACUCGAUCACGGAUCGUCCAGCAAAAGCUCCUCGGGUCUCUUGGAAAAGUUCAUACCAACUCCCCGAGUCGUCACCUGGCUUCAACCGGCAGAUGGGACAUCGCCAACGACAUUUGCCCCUCAUCUCUGAGACGGCCCCGAUCCCCGAAUUUUCCUCUCCGGCCCACAAUCCCUAUUCGGACGACGAAAACGACCCGGAUCUUCCUGUUCAUAGUUUUCAACAUGUGAGCUCGAUGGUGGGCUCCUCGCCGCCUCGUACUCCUCCACCAAAACACGCUCGCUCGUCGCGGAACGAACGGACCUUGCGGCAUGAUGACGGAGCUGAUCUGCUCCUGUAUCUGGCCAAUUCGCCCACCCCGGCCAGCGUUGCCAACAAGACCCACGCGCGAGACUUCCCUCCAUCAACUCCUCCAAGUCAGCAUGCCAUGCUACCGUCGCUCACGCCAACUCCCGGGGGCGGCAGUCUCUUCCCAAAUUUCAGCACUCCCAAUCAGCAGUUCAAUUUUGCAGAUUUUGUCAACGUCACCCCGAGCCCUGCUCAAGCACCCUGGGGUGGCCGUACGCCCGGAGGCGCGGCACGCACCCCUCUUGCAGCAAAAGAUAGGCGGCGGUCGAACUUUGACACCCUGUUACCUCCUGGUGCAGACAGCCCCAAGAGCCGAGCGAGAGCGUCGGGUCUCCUCUUGCAACUUGGUGGAGAACUCCGUCCUUGAAAAAAACAUCAUG